AUGGCGGACAACGAGGAGACCGCUGACAACAAAGCACCCUCGCCCAACCUCUACUUCAUCAAGGAGGCGCGAGUGGCGUCUGUACCACAGCCUUUGACGGGAAGCCACGACCUCAUGUCAAUCUUCAAACUUCAACCACUCUACGACCAAUACGUCAAACAGAAACUGCCCAACAACGAGGACGUGCCCCCAAUCGAACCAACAUAUUUCCCAUUCAUCAAACACCUUCCAGGAAAGAAUGUCAUACGGCCUGGAAACUACAUUCGACAGUUAUUGGAAGCGCCAGAGAAGACCUACCAGCCCAUUCAUCAGUUCUCUUCAUCUACACUCAGAGACGCCUUCAGUCUUCGGGUCGGGCCCGUUCCUGGAUUUGAUGCAUCUGUCUUGGGCACAGAUGAGGGAGCAGGAUACAAACAGGCAAUGAAAAAUUUGGCAGCGGUAGCACCAGCUGCAGGAUCAGCGGCGCCGGCAGGGUUAGCAGGAGCAAACAACUCGCUCAGACCAAGCAGCGCGGCACAUGGGCAUGGCGUUGCUGGAUACGCAGAUCCUUCUUCUUCAGUACCGACGAGCGGCGAUCCAACGGCGCAUUCUUCUCACGGCCACAGUUCUCAUCAUGGACACAGUUCUCAUCACGGGUCAAAAUCAUCCACAUCAUCACCCUAUGUUGACAAGGCAGAGCGAGCAGAGGAUGGUAGCCGUGAGCACAGGCACAAGAAGAAGGUAUGA
Molecule: messenger RNA, 726 nt
Organism: Linnemannia hyalina
Lineage: Eukaryota; Fungi; Mortierellomycota; Mortierellomycetes; Mortierellales; Mortierellaceae
Source: the annotation of a GenBank genome assembly